AUGGCAACAGCAUUCCUGUAUUCCAAUUCUACAAACUCCAGUGAGUUCGUGAUUGUUCGCGAUUGGAAGUCAUUAUAUUUCGUGCUGUCCCAACUGGCCCCCUUCUCACUGGCCGUGGAUCGAUAUGCCACCCCUCUCUGGUGUGUCAUCGGGGUCUUAGGAAACCUUAUUUCUGCUCGAAUAUGGACAUUACGACGUAUGCGCAAGUGCAACACCUCAGCAUCCUAUCUGGCAACUUUAGCUCUCUCCGAUUGUUUAUUUUUAGUUCUGUUAGUUGGCAAUGAGCUUCAGUAUCCAUGGAUGGUGGGCGUUCUGGAUCUUCAGGGCUGGUGUCAGAUAUGGAACGUCCUGCAGAUCAUGUGUCAAUACAUAUCCGUGUUGCUGGUCUUCGCAUUUACAGUGGAACGCUUCAUUUCUGUCUGCCGACCUUUCUCUUGCGAGAAGUUCUCUAAAAGAUCAAGGUGGUCAAAAAUCAUCUCCGCCAUAUUGUGUAUAUCUGCCGUUCUGGCCAUGCCACAAGCAUUUUUCUGGAAUGUGAGUCCAGAUAUCGGUGAGUGCGCUGUCAGGAGAUCUUUUAACAGUAUCUACGUCGUCUGGAACUGGACUUCUGAUUUGGUGAUGUUUGGCGCAGUUCCCAUCGUGGUGUUUCUGCUGAACUUGUGCGUUCUUAAACAGAUAAGAACUGUGGGCAAACUGUACGUAACAAGCGACAAGCUAUACAGACAUGCAGGGCCUAGGUGUACUUCAACUACUGCUACACUUAUGUGGAUUUCCUUUUAUCUGAUAUUCAGCAAACUUCCCGUGACUAUUAUGUUCACAAUGCAGUCAAGUGUUCAGUUUGGAGACAACAUGAGCCUGGAUGCUAUGAAACGGGACGUAACAUGGCAGAAUUACCUGAAUUAUUUUACAGCGCGGAAGAUUAUAGAAGAGCUGGGCAUUUCUCAUCAUGCAUGCAAUAUAUUUAUCUACGCCACCACCAGCAAACAGUUCCAGUCGCAUCUCAAAGCCUUGAUGGUGCACACUUUUAAGCGCAAGGGAAUGGUGCCACGGAGUAGUCCAACGCCAGUUAGAACCAGACAGUGUGUUCAGCCUAAACCUUGA
This is a messenger RNA of Candidula unifasciata, 1101 nucleotides long. The record is from the annotation of a GenBank genome assembly. NCBI's taxonomy places the organism in Eukaryota, Metazoa, Mollusca, Gastropoda, Stylommatophora, Geomitridae.